Molecule: messenger RNA, 591 nt
Organism: Sporothrix brasiliensis 5110
Lineage: Eukaryota; Fungi; Ascomycota; Sordariomycetes; Ophiostomatales; Ophiostomataceae
Exons: 1
Coding region: 1-591 (196 amino acids)
Source: RefSeq, a predicted model, not a curated record
AUGGUCGACACAAAUACUCGCACAGCCCUGUUUGUCAUCGACGUCCAGGCCGAAAUGGCGCGCGACCCAGCCACGCAAAUUCCUCACGCUGACCGCGUCGUCAAAGCUGGCGAGGCAAUUCUGCAGGCUGCCAGGCGCGCAAUCGUCAAUGCCAGUUCCAGUUCCAGCAAGGAUAAGACUCCCUCUCUUAUUGUUAUUGUCCAGCACGAAGAACCAAACGGGACACUGCUCCGUGGCAGUGAUGCCUGGCAGCUUGUCCUGCCGCCCCGGCUCGGCGUCGAAACGGAGAUUCUCGUUGCCAAAACGACGCAGGACACAUUUGAAUCGAACCCCGAUCUGGCGCAGCGGCUGCGUGACUUGAACAUUGGCCGCAUCGUGACGUGCGGUAUGCAAAGCGAGUGCUGCGUGCUGUCGACAAGCCGCGGCGCGCUGGCGGCAGGUUUUGAUGUCACACUGCUGAGCGGUGCGCACUCGACGUACGACGAUAGUGGCAAGACGGCCGUGGAGAUUGAGCGAGGCGUGGAGGCUGAGCUUCAGGCAAAAGGUGCCCACAUCCUUCCGUGGGAGGACGUGAUCAAGUCGUGGGAGUAA